AUGGCUCUCAUCAACCCCGUACAUGGCCUUGUGGUCCCCUUCCUAUUCAUGUUCACCCUCCCACUGGCCAUAUUCGCAGGCGUGACCUCCGCCCUCGCCUUUUCAGUAUUGAUGUUCAGGGCGGCCAUCGUCUACCUCGAUAUCGCCCUCGCUUUCGUGCCACAGUACUUCCUGCGCGGCAAGAGCAAGUCCUCCUUAUCCUCGGCAGACAGUCAACGCCGCUAUUCCCGCGGUGACGGCUGGAGGACGCCGGCAUCACCACUUUCCAGCGCCCGUUCCAGCUCUUCCAGCCACAGCCCCCCUUCUCCCUUCCCUCAAACAACCGGUCACCCCAACUCAGGGUACAUCUCCCCCCGCCGAAAAUCCAGCUACGGUUUCAGGAAACACUCCAGGCGCUCCUCCAGCCAGGUAUCUAUUUCCUCACCGGGGACGAUCACUCCCAUCCAUGAAAACCAAGUUCUCAACGACAUCACCACCAUCACCCCAGCCACCUUUGCCGACGCAAGCCUCCCCCCGGCUACCUUUGCCGAUGCAGUCCUCACCCCAUCUGUCGGCUUGGACCGUGACUAUGAAGGCAUUGGCGGGUGGAGGCUCGACAACAACGACAGCGACUCGGACUGGACCAGCAUCAACUCUCGCCUUGAACUCGCACAUGAAGGACGAGCUCCCUUCACCCGCGGCCAUUCCCGUUCGCAUAGUGCAGGGCCGAUGCCUAGCCCUAGCGGGUCCUAUCUUACCCCGAGAAGCGGAUCGAGGAGGGGGACGAUAAUGAACGAUAUCAACCAUGACUGGCUCGCUUCAACAGGUGGGUUUGGGGCAAGGACUGCGGGGCCGACGCCGAAUGCUUCGACGGUGAGGCUGAACCAGACGUUUCCAAUCCCCCCACCGGCGUUCACGACGCUGGAGAUGGAGUCGAGGAUUAGCCAUGACUUGCUGAGUCCGAGGUCGGUGAGAAAGACUCCGGCUGCCUGA
Molecule: messenger RNA, 972 nt
Organism: Podospora anserina S mat+
Lineage: Eukaryota; Fungi; Ascomycota; Sordariomycetes; Sordariales; Podosporaceae
Exons: 1
Coding region: 1-972 (323 amino acids)
Source: RefSeq, a predicted model, not a curated record